AUGGGAAGGGGACCUACUGGCUGUUUUACGGUUGCCGAGCAUUUCCCUGAUUCAACUAUUAGCAGAUUAGAGAAAAUUUCCGCGCUUCAAAAAGAGCUUCAAAAAAUCGAUGAAGAAAAUUUCGAUACAAUUAACGAUUUCAUAUUAAAUAGUAUAUUUAUUAAAAAAGAAAACAUUUCGAUUCUGGUGGAUACAAUAGUUACUUUUUCUUAUUGUUUCCCCGAAAAGAUACAGAUUUAUGCAAAGUUAGUUCAGAAUUUAAUUACCAAAGCCGAUCCAAAUCAAAAUUAUCUCUCUACCCUUGACCAUAAAGUCAUCAAAUUCAUCUUUAAGUCUAUUAUACCACAUGCCUAUGAUGUACAAUUCCCAAAAUUAAAAUCUGUUGCCUUUCUAUACUUUUUGCGCAAUUUAUAUACUCUUGGAGUAUAUGAUAUUGAUACUAUAUACAAAUCUGCUAAGAGAAUCAAAAUUUAUUAUACUUUUUAUAAAUUUUUCUUCCCUGAAUUCACUAGCCUUGAUCAAAUCGAGCUGUCAAGCGUUAAAGAAAACACAAUUAAUCCUCUUUAUAUAAAUAAUAUGAUAUCCUACUAUAAAAAGAAAUCGAAUGUUUGGGAUCAACUCCUUACCAAACAUGUUGAAGAAAAUACAAUAGAAUCCAUAAUAAUAAGUGAUGAUAUUACCGCUUUCGAAGAAUUUAUCCAAAAUAAUAGUUUCGAUCCAAAUGGAUUUGCUGAGCAUUUGAUGAUGCAUCCAGUUGCAUCAGAAUUCCAACAAAUUAAUUACCUAUCAUUUGCUUGUCUGUUCCAUGCAGAAAAGAUCUUUGAUAAACUCAUCGAACUUGGUGCAAAACCAGAAACAAACAAUUUUACAACUGUUCAUUGCGCAAUUCGAGGAAGAUCUACAAAAAUUCUUUCAUAUCUUACUGACAAUGAUAUACCACUCAAAUUACCUAACAAUGACAAUGCUGCGAAGUUUGCUGUUAGAUAUUUCAAUCAACCUGCUAAUGAUUUCAUUUUCGAACGAAAAAUCUUAAGCCACCAAGUAAAAACAGCAGCAAAUGUUUGUAUGGAGUAUUGUGGUGAAUCAGGAAAUUUCAUCGCGCUCACAGAUCUCAUUGACAAAAGAGUUUAUAUCUCAUACAAUUCUGGCAAGCGCGACAUUCUUGUUGCUGCAUGUGAAAACGGACACAAAGAACUUGUUUCUAUUUUAUUGUUAAGCCCAAGUCUAAUCAUUGAUGUUCAAGAUUCAUUGAAGAGAACACCACUUUACGCAGCAUCUGAAUGCGGAUUUUCUAAAAUUGUUCAAGAUCUUGUUCAACAUAAUGCAAAUGGAAGCAAGUUGGCCUUGAAUAAAAGAACACCUUUCUAUGCAGCUGCACAAAAUGGAAAUUUGAAAUGUCUACAAUAUCUUUCUCAAUGCAGCACUAUUGAUAUUAAUGCAUAUGAGUUUAAAGGCCAAGGAAUGACAGCAUUCCAAGUUGCUAUCGAUAAUGGAUUCCUUGACUGUGUAAAAUUUAUUUCUUCUCUUCCGAAUGCAGACAUCCAUAAACAUGGAUCAAAUGGAACUCCAUCACUUAUACUUGCAAUGAAUGCAUUUAACCAAGCGGCAUCAGCCGACAUUUUUAAGUUCAUUAUUUCAUCCAAUCCAGACUUCGAAUGGAAGGAAAGGUACAAGAGGAUGACUCCAUAUAUGUAUUCAAUUGCAAACAAUAAAUUUGACAUUACCGAUAUUAUCACAAGUAUCAAACCAGUCAAAAUUGGGAACGCAGAUCAACAGAUUGUUGCAAAUCAUGUGACUGAUAUACUCAACAAUCCUUUGGAACCAAUUGAUAAAUUCUGCUCUAUUCUGAAAAAUUUAAUUAAACGAAAGAACAGCAUUUCCAAACAUAUUCUUGGACAUUCACUAUUAUAUGCAAAACGGAAUCCAGAAGAUAAUUUAGAAGAACUAACCUCAAAACUCGGUGAAAACUUUAACAUCGAACCAACACCAACAGAAACAGGAUAUUCCAUUGUUAUAAAAAAAUUGUCAUAA
Messenger RNA from Trichomonas vaginalis G3, 2031 nucleotides. RefSeq names its product ankyrin repeat-containing family. Gene Ontology annotation, molecular function: protein binding. The record is from RefSeq and is a predicted model, not a curated record. Gene Ontology annotation, cellular component: cytoplasm. Bases 1 to 2031 code for a protein of 676 amino acids. The transcript has a single exon. NCBI's taxonomy places the organism in Eukaryota, Parabasalia, Trichomonadida, Trichomonadidae.